Molecule: messenger RNA, 8702 nt
Organism: Eriocheir sinensis (Chinese mitten crab)
Lineage: Eukaryota; Metazoa; Arthropoda; Malacostraca; Decapoda; Varunidae
Exons: 12
Coding region: 283-4911 (1542 amino acids)
Biological process (GO): regulation of transcription by RNA polymerase II
Cellular component (GO): transcription regulator complex; PcG protein complex
Molecular function (GO): RNA polymerase II cis-regulatory region sequence-specific DNA binding; DNA-binding transcription factor activity, RNA polymerase II-specific
Source: RefSeq, a predicted model, not a curated record
AUACAACUAAAUUCGAUAAAUGGUAGCCUAAAAAUGGUUCUUAGGUAAUAUGCAUACAAACUCAUAUCAUGGCACCCUUCCAUAAUAGCUUCAGAAGAAUGUAAACAAAGGAAGUUUCUAGUGUACGAGCCUUCAAAGAACACAAAUGUUGAUAGACUCGUUUUGGACUAGUAGGCGUGGCCUCCAGCAUACACUCACACAUGGGAUGAGCUAGCCAACGAGCCUCCCAUUGAUCGUUGUUCUCGCGGGGGCCCCACAGGCGGCGCCGAGACGGGGGUUCACAUGUCACACAACGGAACCCUAAACAUUUCCCGCGACGAGGCUGGCGAGGGUACACGUGUGCUCGUCCUCAGGAAUGGGGGGAGUGACAUGGCAGGCGGCGAAGGGCAGGGCGUGGUGCAGCCAUCCAAGGCGUCCGCCCUGAGUAAUGCCACAAGUACUCAACAUGGCGGCAGUAUUAGUGAUAGUGAAGGGCUGGGGAAUUGUGACGGGGAGAAUGUCAUGAACGGGAUCCUGAGGUCACCCGAGGACGAUGUUGACCUGCAGCACAUCGAGGAGUGGCUCAAGACCCGCAGCGACAGCCUGUCCAGCUUUGACUUCGACCCCGAGAUGAAGUCUGAGGUGGACGUGAAUGAGUUCCUCAACCUGAAGAGUGGCGGGCAGUACCAGGCGGCGGGGCAGGAGGCCGGGGAGGGCGGCGGCUCCUCGGUGGUGAUGCUCAACCAAUUCUCCUUUUCUGAGGAGGGGAUUGGGGGUGGCGGCAGCGGCGGCGGGAGUAGGCGGAGCAGCUUCACCAAGAGGCUAGAGACCCUGAUGCAGGUGGACAAGGGUUUGUUUGAAGAGCUGCUCCUGACAGACCCUAACAGGCGACAGGGCAGCCGCAGGACUGACAGCCUGCCAUCCCUGUCAGGAGAGGACCGAGGCCUGUUUGAAGAGCUGCUGCUGCCCGGGGCACAGGAGGAGUGGGCACGUCAUGCCCACGAACUGCUGCUGGCUGUCAAUAAUGAAAAGAAAGAUGGCACUGGACUGUCAGUUCAGGGGGCAACCGUUGAGGUGGAGUCUCCUCUACAUGAGGCUAUGGAAUGUAGUGUGCCUGUCAGCAGCCCCCAGGUGGCUCCAGCUGCGGCAAGUGGUGGUCACAGUACCUCUGAUGAGCUAGAUUUGAUUGUCCGCAGCAUCCAGCCUAUCAAGCUCAUGAGUCCUCAGGAGAUUGAGAACAUGGCCAGUAGACCGCUGGGCUUUGAUGAGGCUCCUGCCAAGAAUGAACCUGAUGAGGAUGGGGAACCAGCAGCAAUUCCCAUGGAGGAUGAUUUUAUCUUCAUGCCUUUUAGGAGGCAAGAAGGGGAGGUGAGUACUGCCAUACCGCCGGACCUCCUGGCCAGCCCUAGCAAUGAGAUUGACAGUAAGCUGUCCAGCAUCCUUGCCAUGGAUGCCUCCAAUGACACUCUAGAGAUUCCGGGGCCCGAGGUUGAUACACUGGAGGGCCUGAACAAGAUAGCACCACGUUUAGAAAGGAGUGUGUCACCUGGGACGUUCCUGGUCAAACUGGAGCCCCAGGAGAAGUGUGAGAUCCUGGGAAAGCCUAGCCUGAACUCCCUCAUUCCUCUUACUACUAGCCAGGCUGUUGCAGCUGUCAUGCCACCUCCCCAGGCUGUCAUGACCACCACUCCAACACCACCACCACAAACACAGCCACAGCAACAAAAGCAACAACAGCAACAGUCUACCACAACAGUAGCAUCCACCACUGCACUGACAAUUCCCUUCCAAGCACUGCCAAUGCUGAAUAUUGGCAAUGCUCUGAUAGCCAAGCCAGCAGCUCCACCCCAAAUUGCCAUCUCCACUGUGAUAGCUACCAGUAGUGCCACUACCAUCACUACUACACUAACACCCACAACUACUACCACUGCCACUUCUACAUCUUUUUCUUCCCCCAUCCCAUCCUCCACCUCCACCUCAGGCAGUGCCCCCAAGCGGCUGUUAAAGAUUCCUGGAGGGUCAGCCAAGAAGGAGUUCAAGAAGCUUCCUGUAGGUAUGGUGCAACUCAGAAUUGGCCCUCCUUCCACCUCUGGCACCACCGUCCUCACCACCACCCCUCCCCCCACCACUGCUGCCACUACAACCACUAGCAGCACUACCAGGCCAACACUUAUCUUCCGGCCACUCAUUGCCAGCCAGCUAGCACAACCGCACAACCCACAGGCCAGGGCACAGCGGGCGUCAGCUCCAAAGGAAGGCUCAGCAUUGGCCUUCCCACAGGUCAAAGUGAUUCCUGUGCAGAACAAGCCAGGCAAUGCUAAUGUCAAUAUCACUGUUGAUCGCCGGGCCAACCUCACCUCUGUUAGCAUUGUGUCCUCCAAUGGUGAACACACUGUCUUCAAGAUUAAUACCUGUGACCUGGUGCGGGCUGUGUCCAGCAUUCGAGAGCCCCACCUUGAUCCUCUUGGCCUGACACCCCAGCAGCUGUUGCGUUCAGCUCACACAGCUCACCGGCUCAUCCAGGAGGUUCAGCAGCAUGGAGCUGUUCGGGGUGCCAAGGGAGGCACCAAAGAGUCUGGUCCUGGCCUGCAGAACUUUGAGAUCAACCAGGUCUUCCAGGAGGUGAAGGCACCCAUCUCGCGUGGACAACAGGGACAGCUAGCAUUACUCCGCCAGGCUACUGCCACCACCACAACAACCACAACCAGCCAGAAUGUGGGGCCUCACAAGGUUGUAAGUGGCACCCCCAGUUCUGGUGUUCGCCCAGCAGUCAUCAGCUCUACUCCUCUCCGCACCACCAUACCUACCUCCUGCCCUGUCAUCAUCCCUUCCUCUGCCGCCACGUCGAUAAAUGGCACUGUUCCAACCACUGUCAAGGGUGUGGUGACCAGCCUUGCACAGCAGAAGGCCCCUGGGGAGACUACUCCCUCGGUGCGGCCAGAACUUAAGCCUCCGCGCCUCACCCAGACACCUGCACCUGACAAGGGCCAUGUCAAAACUGAGGGUGUUGGAGUCUCCUUGCGACCUGGCGCUCCCCCUACCAUGGUGUCUGUUCCCUCUGUUCUGGAUAAACUCUCUGCCUCUUCCCUGGUGACCCAGGACCCCCACCCAUCCUCUGCACAGUCACCUUCAUCCUCAGCAAACCACAUGAGCGAUGAUGAUUUAAAUGAGGAAAACUUAGACAUCUGUACUGUGUCUGAUGAGGUUGCCAACAAGGCCUUAGAAGAACUAGGUAUUCACAUAGACUUACUGCAAUGUGAACCCUCACCUCUAGGGGGUAAACGUUGGCUGUGUUCUAUCAAAGGCUGCUCAAAGCACUUCCCAAAACUAUCCUCUUUAAAGGUGCACCUUCUAUCCCACAAUGGAAUCCGACCAUACAAAUGCAACUAUGAAAACUGUGACUGGGCCUUCUACACCUGGUACAAGCUGAAGCGACACAUUGAAACACACCUCAAGCGACGGGACUUUGUGUGCACUGAGAAGAAUUGUAACAGGAGAUUCACUACGAUAUAUAACCUGAACACACAUCUUCGCUUGCACAAGCGUCCCAAGUGCUGGAUAUGUGCUCUGCCGGAGUGCUCCCAGGCUUUCCACACUCGCCGUGAGCUGGAAGUGCACAUGAAGACGCACAAGGAUGUUGAGGCACCUUAUAAAUGUGGGGUUGAUGGCUGCAGCAAGUCUUACUUCACCCCAAACUCCCUUACAUCACAUAUGCGUAGCCACCACAAGGAGGAGGAGCUGCGGUGCCAAUGGACUGGGUGUGGCAAAAAGUUUGAUAAGCCCUGCAGGUUAAAAGCACACAUGAGAGUACACACUGGCCAGAGACCAUUUUCAUGUACAUUUGAGGGAUGCAAUUGGUCAUUUCAAAGUGCGAGUAAAUUAAGUCGUCAUCAGCGGAAACACACCAAUGACCGCAAGUUCACUUGCCAUAUCUGCCAGAAGUCAUUCCUUCGGUCAGAGCACCUCAAGGGCCACUUACUUAUUCACACUGGUGUCCGCAACUUUCAGUGUCCAAUUGAACACUGCAAUGCCAAGUUCACUGCCAAGAGUAGUUUGUAUGUGCAUCUAAAAAAACAUGAAGGGAAGGCAAAGGAAAAUAACAAUAAGGUAACAUACCAUUGUCCCAUUGACACCUGUGACAAGAACUACAACUCAAAACACAACCUUCGUCAACACAUGCUAAAGGAACACACCAUUCUUACCACUGAUACCAGUCGUCUGGAUUACAUCACUCUCCUGGGAGACAAGGACCUCAUGGUGGACCAGCUGCUCCCCCUCACCCCAGGCGGGUCCUCUUCCUCCCCAUCCUCCUCUUCUGUGGUGCUGGAAUCUGGGGGUCUGUCCUCUACCCUUUCUGGAUCUCCUGAUACUCAUGCAACAUUGCUCUCCAGCAUUGAACUCAUCAAUGGCGACAUAGGAGCUGAUAGCAACAACAUUCCUCCCAUCAUUGUUAUGGAGGGGAAGGGUGGUGGUGAGGCCAUUGAUGGCAUUGAUGUCAGCAUGGCUGACUCUCUGAUGGGGGCAGCUGCCUGUAGCAGUGGUGGUGAGGUGGACCCAUUGGACAUAAAUAGCAUUCCUAAGGAUUCAUCUGAAGACCUCAGCACAUCAGGAGGUGGCUCAGCACGGACUGAUGUCUUGGCCAAUAUUAUUCGUUCCCAGCGUGCCAAGAAGAGGCAGCAGAUCAAUCUUGCCAAAAAGCUGGCUGGGAUGGGCUCACGUAAUGCUGCUGGGACAGCUGUAAUUAAUUUUGCCAAUGACGUUGUGCUUUCGGCCUCAGCAGUAAUGCCUGCCUCAUCACACCUUCAAACUACUCUUCUGCAGGACGAUGGUGUCAGUGGAGAGCUGUAUCAGGAGACUUUGAUGGGUCAUGACCUGCUGUCAGAUCCCACAACUGACCCACAAUCCACUAUCAACCUUCGUGACCUGGAGUGAUAACCUCACCUCACAGAUGUAUUUUCUUUCCUCAUUCUUUGCACAUUAGAAUAGUUGACACGCGAUACCGAUGAUCUCGUAGCAUAUUACUGUGUCUUGCUUUGGAAAGGGCAAGUUUUGGGGUAUAUGUGGGUUGUUUUACUCUAUAGCCUUUCUCUGGGAUCAUCUAUUUUUUUACUUAUUUGUAUUGUAGUUUCCCACCAUUUUCAGUAUGGGAAGGGGGUCAAAGUGGUGAAAAUGACUUCAUUCACUUUCCAUAUGUUCAGGAGAAUGUUGUAUCUCGCAUACAGCAAGAAUUCCCAUAACACAUAGGUAACAAAAACAAAAUGUGCUGUUGACAUCCCCUUAUGAGAGGAUAAGUAUCAAAGUAGACUAUUUUUUUUCCUUGAGGGCUAAUUAAUUUAUUUAUCUAUUUUUUUUUAUUUUUAUAGUAUGUAGAAGAUAACCUUAUCCAGAUGAAGCAGUUUUGAAGGUUAUGAAUUUUAAUUAUAUGUGAAAUAUGAAUGACUGUGGAGAUAUGGUGACUGAAGAGUGUGUUAAGAUUGAGUGUUUGGUUACUGUGGCAUGGGAAGUAUUGAAUGAUGUUUUAAUUUGUGCUAUUACUUACGUGUUGUAUCUGAGGUGUGCAAGUGGUGUGAAGGAGUGUUUGAAUUUUGCUUGUGGCUGCUGUGCUUUAAACUGACUUCCUAUUGAUCAAAAUGUUCAUGAGUGUGAGUGAAGGAAUAUCUACCUUGAUCUUUCAUUUCAGCAUUUUCAGGACAUAGCAAAUGUGUAUAUAAAGCUGUUAACUGCUAUGACAUUUCAUUGUUAUGCUGGUAUUUUACUGUUACAGAUAUGUGAUAUUGGUUGAUCAUGACUUGUAUUUCCUUCAUGUAGCGUAGAAGAAUAUUCUCAUAGCUGGAGUGGCACGUUGCUUUGUGGGCACCAAGUCAUGGAUGACAGUGGUGGUGCUUCAUCUGUGUAUGACAGGAGGAACAUGAAGACCUUUGCUUCUCUUGCAGAACUUUCAGCUUUAUGUUCUGCCAAGUGUACUUGUUACACCAGUGGCCCAUAGAUUAGAAGAUGAAGCUGGCUUUUUAAGAUUUAUUAGUUGUAGAAAGUUUCACCUUAUAUAUUUUCUUAUUCACUUUUUUUUUUUUUUAAAUCAGGUACAUGGUGUAAUUAUAUUGAGAGCUAUAUUCCAAUUGGUUUAUUUUAUUUUGUAAUUACAUUGUAAAUGUAUAUUUCUAUCAUUCAUAGAUUUCUGCACCAUUCUCAAGUUUCAGAAAUUCAAUUUCUAAAAUUUGAAACAUGGAGAGAAUAUUAGCUAAAGUUUAUGGAAGAAAACAGCAGAUAGUAAUAACCUCUAACUGUGUGUUGUUGAAACGGUGAAUCAGAUGUGGCCGUGUGUUGGGAUGCUCACACUAGUUAUUCAACUUAUUAUCACUGCCAUAGAGAUUUAAGGUGCUGUUAAUGCUGCAUUUUAGCACAGCCUAUAUGAUCAGCCCAUUUAAUAUUUAACAUUUCCAGGUCACCUCAACAGAAUCUUUGUGUCUGUUAUGUGAUCUAACUCGUGUGUAUAGUAGGAUAAUGAUGGCUGAUCAGACUUUUAAUAUGCUUUGGUUUUAUACCAAGACUGAAAAAAAAGUGAGUAACAAAUUAAUGUACUGAAAUAGAGGUCAGUCAUAUCAUUCCACUUAAACAGGAUUGUAAUUUAUGACCUCAACUAAGUUGUUGAAAAAAUCAGCUGAGUACAAGAAACCACUAUGCCUGCCUUUUAUAGCUUAUGAGAAAGCAUUUGACUUUGUUUAAACUUCAUUAGUCAUGCAGGCACUGAGGAGGCAGGACAUGGAAGAACCAUGCAUAAAAACAUUUGAGGAUAUUUGUUGAGACAGUACAGCAACCAUUAAAUUCCACAAGAAAGUGAGAAAAUUGUAAUUAAGAAAUGCAUUACACAAGGGGACACAAUAUCCAAAAUUAUCUCUGGCUGCUAGAAGUAUUAACCCCCAUACUCCGUCAGCCGUGAUCGUGGCAUGUGUGUUAGACUCCGUCACGCCACAAUUGUGACACUUCAAAUUUUGCGCUCCUUUUAUGUUCUAAAGUUUUUUUGGUUUGAGUGCACAUCAAGCCUUAUAAUUGGCCCAUUGUUUCCAGGCUCAUGGGUGCCCAUCCAAUCAAAUCCCAGCUUAUAUAAAGAUAUAUCUACAAGCUCGGUCGAUCACCCUAUUUUCCUGGCGUGGGUGCAGAUCCUGAUGUGUGCUAUAUAUAAUAAUUUUUUACUGGUUUACAAGUGAAAUAACUUCUAUACUAUUUCCACAGGUAAAUAAGUAUUUCAGGCAUAUGAUAAGACAGAUGAUGUGUGUCAGUAGUGUUUUGUGCUUUUAUUUGACACAGACAAAUGAGUGAUUUGUGUUGAGAUGCAAUGGCUGUACCAGUGGACAUUCAUCCCCCCCUUGAAAUUUUCACAACUUAAUUUUUUUGUUUUUUAUAUUUUAUUAUUUAUAUCCCCUUUCUUCAUUUAUGAUUCAACUAUGGCAAAGAAAACCUACUAAGCUUUCAAAUGAUAGAUAAUUGUUCCAAGUUUUUUUAAAUAAUUUGAGUGAACAAUAUAGGAAACAAAGGAACACCUAUUUACAUGCGUCUCAGCCUAUUUUAUGUACGCAAUUUGAAGUCGCUCACAGAUUUGACCACAGAGUAUGGGGGUUAAGGAACUGAAUUAGGAAAACUUAGGAAUCAAGAUAGAUGGUGAAUGCCGUAACAACCUUAGAUUUCCAGAUGAUAUUAGUCUUACCAAGUGACUGAGGAAAUCUUGCAAAGAAGGACCGAGAAACUUCACAAGCAGUAGAUAUGAUUGUGUUUAUGUGGCCUCUAUAUUUUUGUUUGUGCUGAAGAAUAACUUACCCAUUAACCUGCAGAGAUUUAUGAAUUUCAGUGGUCCAUUAUGUGAUGAAGUGUGAUCUGUGAGUUGAUAAUAUUAAUGUUAAGUUGACUUUUUUUUUGGUCAUUGUUGGUAAUUUAUUUGUUGUGAAUUUUCUCAGAAAUAGUGAAUGUCAUAGUAAAUGGCAUUUUUCACUUUAAGGUAUUUGGGGACAGUUUAUUGGCACACCUGUGGUGGGGUGCUUUUUUAGAGAUUUACAUCAUCUUGAGUUCUUUAUUCAUGUGGAAAAUCUUCAUCAAAUUAAAGGCAUAGAGAAAAAGUACGUCUGCACUUAGCUGCUUAAUCACUGUUCAGCAUUUAUUGUCUUAGGUUGUAAUCAGUUGAAUAUUUUUAAUCAUCUUAGGAUUUUAAAUUUAUCAACAGUAUUAUAUAACUUUGCUGAAUGUUCUUUGCAUAGCCAGAAAAAAAUUCUAUCCAGAUUGGUAAAAUAUCUUUUGUGAAAACAAGCUUGUUUUCACCAAAGCUAUUUUACCAGUCUGGAUAUAAUUUUUUUUCUGGCAAUGGAAAGAACAUUCAGCAAAGUUAAAUAACACUGUUGAUAAAUUUAAAAUCCUAAGAUUGUUCAUCCAUUCACACAUAUAGGGGAACAGUCUAUGCUGACUUGUUUAUAUUGAUAUGCACACAUGGACACUCUUAUUUAUAUAACUUACCUCAAUGCCAUUAUAUUGACAAUGCUAAGAGAAAACCACAUUUUAUGGGAGAGGUUAAAUUUAAGACAAACAUAUCCAAAUGGUGAGCCAUUUGAUUUUACUGUUUGACUUUAAGGUCAAUCUGUGCCAAAGCAUGGCUGUGAUAAAUGUAAUAGUAGCGUAAUGAAGGUGAUGGAGUUCAAAUUGACUGGUAAUUCAGAUAAAAUAAACUCUAAAAAUCAUAA